Molecule: messenger RNA, 34450 nt
Organism: Coregonus sp. 'balchen'
Lineage: Eukaryota; Metazoa; Chordata; Actinopteri; Salmoniformes; Salmonidae
Source: the annotation of a GenBank genome assembly
CUGUCAAGUGGGAACCAUGUGUACGAGAACUUUUAUAGACAGGUAAAACACAUUUUAUAGUUUGGUUAUUACAUAGGCUAGUCAUAUCUACAUAGAUUGAGGAGAAUUCACUUCUUUAUUGUUCAAUGGCCGCAAUAGACAACACUAAACACAUUUAACAGUAUAGUGUGUAGAAAGAAAAAUGUAACAGUUUGGUUUGCUGUGUCGUUUUUGCAAGGUGGACCCAGGAAACACAGGGAGAGUAGGGCCCACAGAAGCUGCAUUGUUCCUGAAGAAAUCGGGCCUUCCUGAUGUCACUUUGGGAAAGGUGGGUACUGUGUAGUGCUGCUGGCCACUGAAAGCUUUGGGCAGCAGCAUACCCAAGGGAACAGUCCCUGACACUUUAGACUGAUGAACUGCUCUGAAAGCAACAGACAAUGACCAGCAGGAAAUCAUGUUGAUUAGAGUGUCUCUGUCAUCGAGGAGUAAUACGACCAUCUACAUACAUGCAUGCAUGCUUCAGUACCCCCAGAGGAAUAUUACUGGAAAAGAUGACCACAUCUUACGUCAUUGCCUGGUCUGAUUGGAUCAAUGUCUUUUAUUUAUCAGAACCUUUAGGGAGUGUACUUGUUUCAGCUCUAUUUUGUUUUUACGCAUUUGUACCCAGCUUUUGUAUUGUUGCCUUGAUCUGUUUGUCAUACUACCUCUGCUUUGAUCCAAAUUUAUGUAGCCUAUCUCAGCUGGGUUACUGGGACUUUUAUGCAGAUUGCUUGUUAUUGACUUUGUACACAUUCCCUAAUGAUUAUUGCACAUUGAGGCUUUACUUUAUGUUUUCUAAGUUAGGCCUAAUCCUCUUGUUUGUGUUUGUCUCCCCUCAGAUCUGGGAUUUGGCAGACCCAGAUGGGAAAGGGUUCUUGGACAAACAGGUAGAAAAGUUAUCAUUUCCUCUAUGUGUGCGAUGCCUGAUGCUGGGACCCUUGAGGGGAAUUGAGCUGCUAUUUGUACACCCAUAAACAAUGCUGUUGUCCCAUCUUCUCUUAUAGGGGUUCUAUGUAGCUCUGCGGUUGGUGGCCUGUGCACAGAGCGGACAAGACGUCAGCCUCUCAAGUUUGAACCUCACUAUCCCUCCCCCAAAAUUUGUGAGUACAAUCCUAACUAGUACAAUCCUAGCUAGUACAAUCUUAACUAGUACAAUCCUAACUACACACAGGUUUCAUGGUAGUUUGAUGAUGCAUUUAUUUUUUCAAAGGAAUUUCUGCUAGGAACACAAGUAUUUUGCUACACCCGCAAUAACAUCUGCUAAACAUGUGUAUGCGACCAAUAACAUUUUAUUUUAUUUAUAUGUUUGGUUGGGACAUUGUGAAGUAAGUGUUAAAGUUUAAGGUUGUUUUUUGGUUGUUUUGGUACAGAAGGAUACUAGCAGCCCAUCUCUCAGCACAUCAUCGGUCUCUAGUGAACCCCACUGGGCUGUGAGGGUGAGUCAUGUAGAAAUGCCCCUGGACCAUGUGUUUGGUUGAUGAGAGCAUACUAAAAUGGGUUUUUGUAUAUUAGAAAAACUGUAUUUUAUUGUGCAAAACAAUGAACAAAAUUCAGAGAAUCAUCAACAAUAAGUUUAUCUUUUCUUAUCAAUCGCUUAUUGUUAUUUUUGUUCAUUUCAUAUUCCAGCCUGAAGAAAAGGGUAAAUUCGAUGGCAUAUUUGAAAGCCUUGCACCAGUCAGUGGACUCCUCUCUGGUGACAAAGUAAAACCAGUUCUAAUCAACUCAAAACUACCUCUGGACGUGUUAGGAAAGGUUUGGGAUCUCAGUGACAUUGAUAAAGAUGGACAUCUGGAUCGAGAUGAAUUUGCAGUGGUAAGGUUUACUCCAGUAAACUGUGGAAUGAAUAGAUCUGACUAAACAAAUGUUUCAUAGCUCAUAUUGACCUGUGUAUGAUAUAGUAACUGACAUAAUAGUAAGACAUAAUAACUGUCUAAUAACAUUACUAGUAAUAAGUGUAACUUCAGUCCUCUUCUUUUCCUUCUGUUCUCCAGGCCAUGCACCUGGUCUAUCGGGCCCUGGAGAAGGAACCGGUCCCCUCUGUUCUCCCCUCCUCUCUCAUCCCUCCAAACAAGAGAAAGAAGUCAUUGGUGGGCUCCCUUCCUGGCAUGGUGCCUGUGUUGCCCGCCAGUCCCCCGCCCCCCAAGGACAGCCUGCGCUCCACCCCUUCCCACGGUAGCAUGAACUCCCUCAACAGCGCUGGCAGCCUCUCCCCCAAACAUUCACUAAAAUCUGCACAGGUAAACACACGUACAUUAAACAAACUAUCUUGAUUAGCAACAAAGCAAUCUCUAACUUUUUGGUGUGUAAUGUGUGUAUUGUGUUAUAACAUUUAUGUAAUUUUUCUCCCCGUGAAUGUCAGCACUCAGUGAACUGGGUAGUCCCGGUGACAGACAAAGGGCGCUAUGACGACAUCUUCCUGAAGACAGACUUGGAUCUAGAUGGCUUUGUCAGCGGCAUGGAAGUCAAGGACAUCUUCAUGCACUCAGGGCUGCCGCAGAACCUACUGGCACAUAUAUGGUAGGAGAGACGAUGACUGAUGACUGAUGCCACCUGAUUACCUGACUGAAGUUGAAUGUAUUACUCAUGUUGUUAUUAUUGUGUAUCCAGGGCCCUGGCAGACACCAGGCAGAUGGGGAAGCUGACGCGGGAGCAGUUUGCUCUGGCCAUGCACUUCAUCCAGCAGAAAGUCAGCAAAGGCAUGGACCCUCCUCAGGCCCUGACCCCUGACAUGAUCCCUCCUUCAGAGAGGGGCACUCCUGUGCCAGUGUGUACCACUCCCUCCCAUGUACGCAUGCACUGACCACACACAUGCACAAGAACACACACACAGAGCUUUUAUGUGAAUUUCCAGGACUUUUUGGGGAGUAAACAUUUAUUUCCAUUAAAAAUCCUAUUUUCCCUAACCCCUAAACUAAUCAAAACCCCAAAAACCCUAACCCUAACUCCUAACACUAACCUUAACCCUAAACCUAACCAUUAAGCCUAAAAUAACAUUUGAACAAAUUCAGGACAUGGAAAAAGUCCUUGUCAAUAAAAGUAUUGUUUUCCUACGUUGUCAGGACAAUCUGGUCCUGAUAUUGUAGGAAAACAUGUACACACACACACACUUUCUAUUUUGGUGCAGAGACAUGCUUAAAGUACUUGUAUUUCCACUUUGAGACAAAGGUUUACCCAUACAACUUUCUUUAUGUUUAUACACUUUGAGACAAAUGACAGUUUAGGAAGAUCUAAUCCUGUAUUCAUGUCUGGGAUUGACACUCAAUGUGUCUCAUGGCUAGGACUCAUUCUUGUGUUCAGUAGUAGCUCUUCAUCCCUUGUCUCUAUCCACAGAGUAUGUCUGGGUAUAUGACUCCUGUGGGCUCUGAGAUGGCUGCUCUGUCUGAGAUGAGGCGGGUGAGUCCCAUAUUUUGCUUGUUGAAAAUGUGUUAGAAUUUCCAAUGGCCCUGCUUACAGGUGCUUGGUUUAAAAGUGUGAAGGGACUAUACAGUUAUAGGAUCUUAAUUAGAUCACACUGUUGCAGGAGAACUUUCCUGUAAUGCAGGACAUUUAAAACUUGUAGUGUAUUUAAGGUUUAAAAAGGCUUCUGAACUUUGUAAUUUCCACUUUGACAUUUCAGACUUGAUUUUCCCUUACGAAAAAUGUAUCAACCCCUACAAAAAUGUCCAAUAAUUAUAAUCCACAUAAUAAUUCACAUUUCCUGUUGCUGCAGGAUUAUUAUCCUGCUGUAGCACACUGGCUCAAAUUGAUACACUCUGAUAACAAAGACAUAUGCUUUGGCAGCCGUGGAGUGUUAUGUGACUACAGUAUUGAGCUGUGGAGAGAGUAUCGUCUUGAUGGACAAUAACUAUUAAUUGAUUGAUUUGGUGUGAAAUUAUAUGUAUGUGGUUUGUAUGUGGUUUGUAACCUGGAGCUAUGUGAAGUGAUGUGCUUUGUGUGUUUGGAGGCCCCUAAACUUCUCUUUCUGUGACUGUGUUGAUUUCUGCUGUCCUGCUCUAGUCUAGUGCUUAGACCCUUCCAGAAGCUUACCGCACACUCUUUUCUUCUUUACCCUAACCUAAACGCUGCUGAAUGCUGCUUUCUGGGUUAUAUCUCUGUAUCAGCAAAUAAUGUUCAAGUUCUGGGUAGGUAACUGGCAAAAAUCCGACAAAUGCUUUCGAUGGCUCACUAGACAGAAACCCAAAGAGAUGAAAAGCAUUUGUGAGAACUCAGUGACCGUGAACGGUGGUGUGACUUGACCUCCUGUGUUUUCUGAUCGUGGCGGUUGUGAACAACUCCCCUCAGACCUUUUUGCCCUCGCCCCGUCGCCCGUCCCUCUGAGGUGCUUCCUUCCCUGUGAUCUCUGUCUCUUUACCCUGGUUUGGUCUGGAUGGUUUGGUGUCGUGGCACUCUGGCUCUCUCUUAGGUCAUCUUAAGAAUGGGGCUCACUUUCUUUCUCUUCUUCUCUUUCUCUUUCUGUCCAUCCACAGGACAGCUCCAGUUCUGUGGGGUCAGGGUCAGAGUUCACUGGAAUCAAGGAGCUGGACGACAUCAGUCAAGAGAUCGCUCAGCUGCAGAGGUAAUUCACAACACUGGGAGAUAUCAAAUGUGUAAUUUCCUUUCAAAGUGAUCACAAAAUAGUUUUAAUUUCUUAUUACUGUUGUUUGUGCCAUGUUUGUGCCACUGACAAAGAUUUUCCUUUGUUAUGUCAUAUCCAGCUUAUGUCACCCUGUAUGAGUUCCUCCAUUCAUUUCCUUUUUCAUCAAUCAUCACUCAACGACUUGAUUAAGUCAUUGCAGUUUUAGCAAUAGUUUAACCUAAAUGGAAUAAACAGAGCAACUAUACACUUUUGUUUUUUUAUAAAUAUAUCUACAAUCUGCUAAGCAGAUUAAAGUGAGCGUUCCAUUUGAACCAGGUGCCUUAUAACUAUUUGGUUUGUCACGAUACCAGUCAUUUUACUAACGAUACGAUACCAGGCCAAGUACUGUAUCACGGUAGUAUCGUGGUACCACGGUGAAUUCAGAGGGCCUAGCGUCCGGUUCGCCCCGUCCCCCGAUACUGGUUCCCAUUUUCUAAACGUUAUACGCAUUUGGUACACAAAAAACCUGUCACUGAUAUUCACAUUUCUACUCAAUACAACACAUAUUACAUUUAACUUUACACUGUUCACUCUAUAAAAGGCCUACCUGUGAUUUGUCUGGAAGAAUGGGAGAAAGGGAUACAUGCAUAAUGAUCUGCAUGUCAUUGUGGCAGUAAUGGGAAAAGACUGUAUGAAACCUUUACUCUUCAGUUAACACACAGCCAAACACUCUCCCUCCCUCACACACUCUCUCUGUCUCCCUCAUAAACACACACACACCACUCUCUCUCUCCCAGAAACAACAUACACACUGCUCCCAACUUUAAAAACGUGAGGCACCAAACAGAAUGUAAGGAGCACCAGAAAGAGAUAUAUAUUUUUAUAUAGUGUAGGCUUACAUUACGCCUAUAUGAAUCCUACCUUUUGAAGCACAUCUCAUGAGUAGCAAACUCUUUUCCUUUCUCCCUGUGCCAAUCAAAUGUGCCUAGAUCUGCUGUGAAGUUACCAGGUUGUUAGCUAGCUACCGGCAUACCGUGCAACACUAAUAGAUACUGUAUAUGGAACACAGUAGCAUGGGUGAUAACAUACACACUUCAAAGGAGAAGAAUGGUAACAGCCGGGUGGUGGAUGAGUCCUUCCCUCUCAACCUCAUCCCACCUCAUCCCCCUGUCCAAGCCUUUUUUAAAUGUGUGUAUUUUAUCAAUCUUUUGUUUUCACCACUUACUCUUCAUGCUGCGUCAGCACUCUUGCUUUUACACACUGGAAUGCACUCAGGUAACCCUCUCUUGGCUGUCACCGUCUGUCGUUUUUCUUUUGUGGUAAUCUUGUGUAUGGAGGAGGAGAGGGAGGUGGAGGAGGAGAGGGAGGUGGAGAGGAGAGGGAGGUUGGAGGAGGAGAGGGAGGUGUGAGGAGGAGAGAGGGAGGUGGAGAGGAGUGGAGGAGGAGGGAGUAGAGGAGGAGAGGGAGUGGUCGAGGUAGGUGAGAUGGAGUGAGAGAGGUGGAGCGGGAGGGGGAGGGGGGAGGGUGGAGGGUUGUGGCGAGGGGUUUGUGGGGGUGUGAGUGUGCGUUCUCGGUGGCUGGGGGGCGUGUGAGGGUGUGAGUGGCGGGCUGGAAGGAAAGGGAGGUGGAGGUUGUGUGUUGAUGGUUGUGUUUUUCUCUCUCUCAGGGAGAAGUAUACGCUGGAGCAGGACAUCAGAGAGACAGAGGAGGCCAUCAGAAACAAGUCCUCGGAGGUGCAGGUGAGCAGGCAUACUAUUUUCUCAUGAAAAAAAUAGGGGGUUUUGACAUACAAUAUGUUUUUUUUUAUGCCAUAUGCUGGUUCUCUAAAUUGAACAAGGUAGUGUAUCAUCAUGUUUAGAGUUCCCUUCUCUUUUCCCUGAUUGUCAUUGUUGUGCUGAUUACGUGUGUGUGUGUGUGUGUGUGUGUGUGUGUGUGUGUGUGUGUGUGUGUGUGUGUGUGUGUGUGUCCAUCAGGAGAUGCAGAAUGACCUGGACAGAGAGACGUGCAGCUUACAGGAGCUGGAGGCCCAGAAUCAGGAUGCUCAGGAGCGGCUGGAGGAGAUGGACCAGCAGAAGGCCAAGCUGGAGGACAUGCUCAACGACGUCCGGAUCAAGUGCAAUGAGGAGUCCCAAAUGGUGAGAGUGGGAAGGGGAGGGGUUUGACAGUGGUCUGGUAGUAAUCAUGGAAGCAAUAUGAAACCCCUAGCAGCCUUCAGUUUUGGGGUCACGGCUCGGUUCGAUUUCGGUACAACAGGAAAAUUAAAUGCCAUUCACAAUUUUCCUGGCAUUGUGUGUUGUGACCGGAUUGUUAUGUUGGGCCUCUCAAGUUUCCACUCUGAUGCUGCGUUUGUAACCAUGUGGGAGUUGGGAAUUUACUAGUUGUGAAGUCUUAAAUACCAGUUGGAUGCAUUCAUGUGAUUUGAACUCGUUGAGAAAGGCAGAUUGGCUAAUAGCCAACAAGCUAUUAGCAUGUGGGAGAAGUGGGUGCUCUGGAUGAUAGACGAGUUUCCCACUAGUAAUUACCAGUUUUAGGGCCGUUCAACAGGAUUUUUCCAAGUUGUAUGUGGUAAAUUCCCACUUCCAUCUUGGUUACGAACGAACCAUGACACUGCCUCCUUCAAUGCCUGAUGCGCACUUGUGACUCUCAUAAAGGGGGUGUCUAUAGCAUGGUACAUCUCCCACUCUGAGGUAAUGUGAUGGGCUGUCACUGUUAAGUAAGUGCAAAACAGGGUGGAUUUGCCAAUUCAUUGAAAACGUAGGCUUUGGCUUGCUUAUAUAGAGCUGUUACUACCUGUUUGCUGAAAUGGGUGCAAGAGGGAAGUUCGUAACGUGGCUCGAGCACUUUCACGAGGUGCUGCCUGAAACCAACUAUUAUCAACCACAGAGAAUGGGCACAUAUCCGCGGCUAUAAACCAAAGACUGUACAAAAUAUCGCUCUUGUAAUUUCUUUGGCCCGGUCAGAAUCAGCUGCCAAGGGCAGAUGUUGUGUUGUUGUUUCUUAGCGUUUCCGUCUUGUACGGUAUACUGGGACGAUGUCGAUGUAAAUGGGUCAACAUAUUUGAGGUGUUGGCAAAAUGUUCCCAAACUGAAGAUUUAAACUGCUGAAAUAAAAGAUCCCAGAAAUGUUCCAUAUGCACAAAAAGCUUAUUUCUCUAAAAUGUUGUGCACAAGCUUGUUUACAUCCCUGUUAGUGAGCAUUUCUCCUUUGCCAAGAUAAUCUAUCCACCUGACAGGUGUGGCAUAUCAAGAAGCUGAUUAAACAGCACAAUCAUUACACAGGUGCACCUUAUGCUGGGGACAAUAAAAGGCCACUAAAAUGUGCAGUUUUGUAACACAACACAAUGCUACAGAUGUGUCAAGUUUUGAGGGAGCGUGCAAUUGACAUGCUGACUGCAGGAAUGUCCACCAGAGCUGUUGCCAGAUAAUUUACUGUUCAUUUCUCUACCAUAAAUCGCCUCCAACGUCGUUUUAGAGAAUUUAGCAGUACGUCCAACUGGCCUCACAACUGCAGACCACGUGUAACCACGCCAGCCCAGGACCUCCAUAUAGGGCUUCUUCACCUGCGGGAUCGUCUGAGGGGGGAAGGGGGGAAGGGGUGCUGAGGAGUAUUUCUGUCUGUAAUAAAGCCCUUUUAUCAUAAAAAAUAAUUCUGGUUGGCUGGGCCUGGCUCCCUAGUGGGUGGGCCUGGCUCCCAAGUGGGCAGGCCUAUGCCCUGCACCCCUGCCCAGUCAUGUGAAAUCUAUAGUUUAGGGUCUAAUUUAUUUAUUUCUAUUGACUGAUUUCCUUAUAUGAACUGUAACUGAGAAAAAAAAAUGCGUUUCUAUUUUUGUUCAGUGUAGCUCCCGGCUGCGCCUCACAAAAUAACAGUUUGAAAUUCAGCUCAGAUUUCCUCAAGAGGCAUAGGCCUACAAUGCAGCGAAGGCAUAGCCUAUAGGCCAUAAAGCCUUCACUAUCAAUCUGGUAGGCAUAGCUUACAUCCUCCACUUUCUUCUUUCCUCGCUGUCUCUCCUUCUGUCUCUUGCUGUCAAUCUCUUUCUCUACCCCAGAUUUCGUCCCUGCAGAACCAGAUCCACUCCCAAGAGACUGACCUGCAGAGCCAAGAAGAGGAGCUGAGUCGAGCCAAGGCAGACCUGAACCAGCUGCAGCUGGAGGAGAGCCAGCUGGAACAGAGCCUAACGGCCGGCAAGUUCCAGCUGGAGACCAUCAUCAAGUCCCUCAAAGCCACCCAGGACGAGAUCAACCAGGUGAGAGAGAACCAGGUAGAGGGAGAGGAGAGGCAACCGACAUGCUCCCAGUCAGAUAUGCAGAAGUUCCAGACACAGUGAAGUCGUGUUGGGGUUAGGGUUAAGGUUAAGGAUAACGACUCAUCACACCAGAUUCACACUAUAGGGCCAACCCGAACUAUGCUGGCUUUGAUAUUUUAUUGUCACAUUGUCCUUUCCAGCAUGGUUCCAGCACAGCUAUGGUGGAUGCAUGACCAAGCCAGCCCAAUUCAGCUCAGCAUGGCUCGGCUCGGUUUUGUCCUAUAGUGAGUGUGAAUCAGGCUAAUGUGUCUGGGAUGUGGGAGGACCUGUUGCAAGACACUUUCUAGUGUGACCACCAGGGGGAGAAUUUUUGUCAGGAAUGACAGAAAUGGCCAGAUUCAAUUUGUGCUUGGUCUUCACUUCUGGAAGAUAUUCAGCACAGACUGGAAAAUGAAGGGGUACUUAAUUUUCAUAGAAAUUCUAGUGAAGUUUUAAAAGUGCAUGUCAUCAUAGUUAACCCCUCUUGAAUUCAUUGGGAGAUAUCCGUCCUCAAUCAGGUUUGGGUGUGGCAGUUUCAGUUAGAGCAUCAAAUGUUGUACCUCCACUUUCUGCACCACCAUAAUCAUCAUAUCUAACAUGACUUCCACAGCACCAGCCCACGCCUCAGAUCUCACAUCACACUCUCACAUCUCUCAUAUCACCCCGAGGAUGCUGAGCCAUAGAUGGCUGUGUUCUCUUUUAUAGGUGGGGGAACGUCCCUUACAUUACAUUGAGAUAAGUGAGAGAAACAUCCAUUCCGAUCUACUCUCAUUAUGAACAGAUAGCAGCACUUAGCUACUUCCAUACCCUGCAGCGCCAAAUCAUAUUGACUAAUAUCAUCAUUCAUCACUCUUCUCUCAGUGAAUUCAAACCAUACUGAGAUUACACCACUAGUCCCGGUUGUAUUCUAAGACCUCCAUCUGUGAGGAGCCAAGGGGAAUACCAGCACUCAGCUGUAGCCACUGCAAUGUGAACUGAACCAUGUGAUCCCUGCACUGAGACUCUCUCCUCCCCUGAGUCAACGUGUGUCUAGGUUUCCUUCAGUGAGCCCUGCACGGGGCCAUAUUGUGAGAGGGUUUCUCUUCACAAAUGACUGGUCCCAUUCAGGGCUUGUCGGAGCCGUGUGUAGUGUCUUAUGUCUCACUGCGUCACCACCGUCAAAAGGCCAUUGAGUGGGUCGUAGAGCCACGCCGGUUGAUCAUUUCCUCGCGAUCACCUGCAAUAAUAUGCACUCACUCUCCGUUUCUUGGAAAGCCAUUAGGCCACUAUAUUGAAUUGAAAGAGAUUAUUUGGGGAUGGUGGCUGAUUUUGAUGAAGUCUCUCAAGAACACAUUCAGAUGAAAUGAUGUUAUCACAACCUUAUGUACAAACACAUGCAUUCACAUAUACCGUAACUGUGUUGUUACUCUUAACAGCCCUAAUAUCCUCUGUGUUGAAAGAAACCCUACAUUAACCUACUGUGUUUGUGUUGUGCUGUGCUGUUCCUCCAGGCUCGCAGUAAGCUGUCUCAGAUCCAGGACAGCCAGCAGGAGAUGACUAAGAGCAUCGAGCAGUACAACAACACACUGAACGGGACCCACGGAGGCAGCAUGACCAACCUGGCUGACAUGAGCGAGGGAUUCCACGACCGCGAGAACGGAGGGUUCGGAGCCAUGGUGAGGAGACCACACUGCUCAGGAGGUUAAAUUCUGGGCCCUGGAACUAUGACUUGUUUUUCCUAGCCACGUCACGUGGCUCUAUUUGUAAAACUAUAGAAGUAAGCAUGUAAUAGUAAUACACUACAUGUAUGUGGACACCUGCUCGCCGAACAUCCAAAAUCUUGGGCAUUAAUAUGGAGUUGGUCCCCCUUUUGCUGCUAUAACAGCCUCCACUCUUCUGGGAAGGCUUUCCACUAGAUGUUAUAACAUUGCCACGGGGACUUGCUUCCAUUCAGCCACAAGAGCAUUAGUGAGUUCGGGCACAUGUUGGGCGAAUAGGCCUGGCUCGCAGUCGGUGUUCCAAUUCAUCCCAAAGGUGUUCGAUGGGGUUGAGGUCAGGGCUCUGUGCAGGCCAGUCAAGUUCUUCCACACCGAUCUUGACAAACCAUUUCUGUAUGGACCUCGCUUUGUGCACGGGGGCAUUGUCAUGCUGAAACAAGAAAGGGCCUUCCCCAAACUGUUGCCACAAUGUUGGAAGCACAGAAUUGUCUAGAAUGUAAUUGAAUGAUGUAGCAUUAAGAUUUCCCUUCACUGGAACUAAGGGGCCUAGCCCGAACCAUGAAAAACAGCCCCAGACCAUUAUUCUUCCUCCACCAAACUUUACAGUUGGCACUAUGCAUUCGGGCAGGUAGCGUUCUCCUGGCAUCCGCCAAACCCAGAUACGUCCAUCGGACUGACAGGUGGUGAAGCGUGAUUCAUCACUCCAGAAUAGUUAUUGUGCUGAUGUUGCUUCCAGAGGCAGUUUAGAACUCGGUAGUGAGUGUUGCAACAGAUUUUAAUUUUGUUACGUGCCAAGCACUUCAGCACUCGGCAGUCCCGUUCUGUAAGCUUGUGUGGCGUACCACUUUGCGGCUGAGCCGUUGUGGCUCCUAGAUGUUUCCACUUCAUAAUAACAGCACUUACAGUUGACCGGGGCAGCUCUAGCAGGGCAGAUAUUUGACGAACUGAUUUGUUGUACAGGUGACAUCCUAUGACGGGGCCACGUUGAACGUCACUGAGCUCUUCAGUAAUGGCCAUUCUACUGCCAAUGUUUGUCUAUGGAGAUUGCAUGCCUGUGUGCUCAAUUUUAUACACCUGUCAGCAAUGGGUGUGGCUUAAAUAGCCGAAUCCACUAAUUUGAAGGAGUGUCCAUAUACUUUUGUCAAUGUAGUGUAUAUAAAAGAGGUACAUUGAGGUUGAAUGCUUGGUGUCAAGUGGAGAACUGGUUAAACCUAGAAAAGCAGAGUAUCCAACAAUGGAAUGACUGCCUAUUGUUCUACUCUACUGAACACAUCUGGUACAUUUGGACUUGAACAAUGGAUGGCAGCCAUAGUGUAAAGGUGUAGUUCAUUUCAGCCACAUCUGCAGAUCAUGGUAACAUGAUGAUUCAUUGUCGCCUGCUGGCCUGGGUGUGAAAUUCAGCUGUGUGUUACUGGAUCUUAUCAGAUAAAGAGAAUAUUCUAAACCUUUCCCUGUAAAGAAAAGAGGUAUCUCUUCCCUCGUUUAGUGUCAGAAAUGUUCCAUUCAAACGAGCGACUCCGGGGCAUACAGAAUCUUAAGUGGGUUAUAUUAAUCCCAUAGUUUGGUUAUAUCUUAUUUAAUGUAAUUAUCUUGGCUUAAAUACUCUUUCACGCUGUUAUUUUACCUGGCAGCCCUCUGUUAUUUAGUCUUAAAAGGGCUCGAACACUUAGCGCUUAUUCUUGGCCCUAAUUCUGGGCAGCGUUGGAUGUCAUGGCGGAGUGAAUACAGGGAUCACGGUCAGGCCUCUUAUUGAAAAGAGGAGAAGUCCUGCUAAUGAAACAUAACAAGUUAGCGUUUUCAUAGCCAGGGCUAGCCUGGCACGUGAAGGCAGGUUUUCUAGAGAAACCCGACACCCUGAAGAAUGUGGGCCCUAACAGAUGGUUGUUUCCUACCGACUCGGGUGCUUUUUCAUUGGGACCAGCUGAGUGCUGUGGGGCGCAGCAGACACAGAAUGGGCAAAUUGCAGAAGAAUGAAAAUUCCCUUUGUGUUAUUAUGGUGAAACUCAAGCUCGGAGGGCUCUCUGGUCUGGUCGAGUCUGUAAGCAGCAAUAGUGGUGCUUUUCUUCAGGCACACAUUCCUCUCUCCGAGGUCUCUGUUAGUGUUGUUGAACUCAAAUUCCUCCACUUGAACCUGAGUGGGCCCUUAUUGAAAUAUGAAGUAUUUGAUUUGAUAGCUGUCGUGUUUGACAGCUCGGCGAGACUGAAUAAACACAUUUGUCGACGUGCGUUGGUUUUUCUCCUUAAUGUCUGUCUGAGGGGAAAAUGGUUGGAGAUGGUGGCGGCUCUCCAGAGCCAAACAGACAAAUAUGUUUUUCUCCCCUUCUCAGGAGGACCCGUUUAAGGUGAAGACAUCUGGGUUCAAUAGCGUCCCUCAGGAGAUGCACACAGACCCCUUCCACUCCGAAGACCCCUUCAAGACAGACCCGUUCAAAGGUGCUGAUUCUCUCUCCUCUCCCUCUCUCCCUUUCCUCUCCUUCUCUUUCAACGACCUCUGCAAUCGCUCAUCUCUUCCUUCCAUCUGACUCAUCUCUCCCGUUAUCCCUCCGUCCUCUCCUCCUCAGAUAGUCCUGCUUGAGUUUCCUCUCCUCCUCACUCAAAUGUUCCCACUGUGCUCCCAUCCUCCCUAUCCUGACAUUAUUUGUAGUUUCACCAGAAGCAAUGUGGACUCCUCUGCAGCUUGGCUAAGACUUUGUUUUUUCAGUUCUGCCUUUGUUUGCCUUAAGUGUGCUCUAUAAUUUGUUUUUGAUCCUUCUGGGUUUAGAUUCCCCCUUCCAACGUUUUAGCUUUUGUCCUCUGUGCCAUAGCCUCUGAUUGUUUUCUCCCCCUCCCCCUCAUCCCCCCUCUCAACUCCUCUCCUGUAGGUGACCCCUUCCAAAGCGACCCUUUUGCAAAGCAGCCAUCACUACCAGCGGCCGCAGGUAUUUAUUUAUAAAUAACCAGAAAGAGCCAUACACAAUUAAACUUAUACAUGGACUUACAUACAAUGCCAUCCUCUUGUUAAGUUAAUGACACUCUGGAACUUGUGUCCAACCGGGCUUCCUUCACCGUCCCACUUCUCUCUUUGUAAUAUUGUAGAAUUUUAGUUACCUCUUCUUUAAGACGUAUGUUCCAGAGAAAAUAUUUGCUGAAUGUUGAAUGUUAUUUUAAUAGUUAUUGCCAAAUGUCUGUAGACACUUCUUGUGUUUGUCUUGCGUAAUGGAGAAUGCCUACGUUCUCAAUGUUGACUAUAGCAAAGCCAAUGACAGUUGAACACACACUGCUUUGAACUGAUUAAAAUAAUAUCCAUAAUUUCUAAACAGUUUCUUUACCAACAAUAAAUGGAACUGUCAUAAGGGGAAAUAACAUUGAACAUAGUGACUAACUGGAUUAUAUGAUUCUUACUGAAGAGGUUAACCAAAUUGGACUCACAUUAUCUCAGCUACUAUAUGACUUAUGGUCCAGAUGCUACAGACUACAAUGAACGUUAUUCACAUAGCGUCUCUAUGUGAAGUAUAGGGAACCGUCAGACUAGACUAUGUAAAGGGAAGGUCAAGUCUGAUCCACAGUCUGCUACACUGAGCUCUCCUAGAUCUCUCUCUCCACCCAGACCCCUUUGGGGGGGACCCCUUCAAAGAGACGGACCCCUUCAAGGCCUCGUCGGAAGACUUCUUCAAGAAGACCACCAUCAAGGCAGACCCCUUCAGCACACCCGACCCCUUCAGUAAAAGUGCCACGCUCCCCACCAAGGUACUGUGGCACUUUCUAACCACUCAGUUUAUAUAUGGGUGUAUAUGUAUGUAACUGUUUCUUUAUGCUUGUUCUUGCAGACUAGUCACUUUACAACCAACACAGACCCUUUCAUAUCCAUUAGCCCAAAACCCACCAGAGGCCCAGGACCAGGUACUUGCUCAGGCCCAGGACCAGGUACUUGCUCAGGCCCAGGACCAGGUACUUGCUUUUUCCUAUUCUUCUAUUCCCCCCCCACCCCACUGAACAAGACCUCAACCCCAAGUCCUCUUUACGCUACCCCUCUCCUCAUCACUCUCUCUCAGGCAUGGCUUGUAUAAGUCUGAUUUUUGUAUUCAGAGAGAAGCAUGCACUUUUUGUAUUAAAAAAAAGUAUUAUUAACAGCAACGACCUGGGGUAUAGUUACAGGGGAGAGGAGGUGGGAUAAAUGAGCUAAUCGGAAGCAUUUGUUUUAUUUUCACACCUUUUUGGCCCAGCCUGCUGUUCUGAGUAUAUCGGCAUAUAGGCCUGUGGGGUGGUGAGCUGUCUUAACAGCAGAACAGGUGUCAAGAAGCUGUGAAGAGAGUUCCCAUGUUUAAAAUCCGUUUUCUCUCAGUAGGUCUCAGUAAAAAUAAAUCUACCAUUGUGCCAGGAAGUGUUUGGGUGCUGGUGGUUAACACAUAUCAGUGUUAAAAGACAUCAAUGCCUCAAAUAGAAUUUGUAUGGAUAAGAUGGGUAAAAUAAUGACCCUAAUGGUUUUAAGAGUGGGAAACAGUUGAGGUUCUUGUGAGAUGUUAUAUAUUUUUUACUAAGGUUCCCAUUCUUAGCAGCACAUGGAUCACUUAAAAUUCUUGAAAUAGUCCCAGUGAAAACAGGAGAUGCAUUGUGGCUUGGGCACAGAGGAUGGCUUAUGGCAUCUGAAACACUGUAGCCUAGAGAGGCCUUGGACAGGGCAAUCUGUAACUGUGUAAGUGUGUAGGUCCCAUUCUCAAUCAACUCUUCAUUUCUCUUUAUUUUCCCUAGGGAAUUGCUGUAGUCCAUAGAAACACAUUACGCCAUGCAGUAUUGAAGUCCCGUAGCCAUGCUAGAACACUGGGUUGACUGUGGCAGUUGGAUGUUUGUAGGGUCAGGUUUUCAUGUUAGUUUGCUUAUUACAAUUAUGAGCUGAGAGAGAAGGUGUCACGCCAACUACUUGAAAUUCUCUUUUUUUUUCACCAGCUAAUUUUGUCUUGCCUAUUUUCAAGCUGCUCCUUUUUCUUGACUGAAACUAUACAGGGUUAAAUACACUCAGGAGUCAAACAGUGAAACCUUGAUGCAACAGUGUGCCAACCUUUGAGCAAUGACUCUGGAAGCACAACUCAUCUCAGUCAUGUGUGAUAGAGAAUCCUUUCGAAUACUUUGAACAUUUGUGUAUUUGUUCUGGAUAACCUACACCUUGAAUGUUUCAUGUUGAUAUUUUCUCAGAUCUCUUUGGCACGCUGGACCCCUUUGGAAGCAGUACUGCCUUUGGAGGCAGUAACAGCUCAUUUGGCAGUAACAGUGGGUUUGCAGACUUCAGCCAAAUGUCAAAGGUCAGAGACCCGAUGGAAGGAAGAGGAGGCUUUCCAGAAUACCAGCAGGUACUUCUACCAAAGACUAUGAACUUUUGUAUUGCAUCUAUUCAUUCAGUAGACUGCAUAUUUCCUAUCCUGUGGUGCACAAUUAACCGUUUGUGUAGUUUUACUCAUUUCAAUGGACAUACAGUUGAAGUCGGAAGUUUACAUACACCUUAGCCAGAUACAUUUAAACUCAGUUUUUCACAAUUCCUGACAUUUAAUCCUAGUAAAAAUUCCCUGUCUUAGGUCAGUUAGGAUCACCACUUUAGUUUAAGAAUGUGAACUGUCAGAAUAAUAGUAGAGAGAAUGAUUUAUUUAAGCUUUUAUUUCUUUCAUCACAUUCCCAGUGGGUCAGAAUAAUUAGUAUUUGGUAGCAUUGCCUUUAAAUUGGUUAACUUGGGUCAAACGUUUCGGGUAGCCUUCCACAAGCUUCCCACAAUAAGUUGGGUGAGUUUUGGCCCAUUCCUCAUGACAGAGCUGGUGUAACUGAGUCAGGUUUGUAGGCCUCCUUGCUCGCACAGGCUUUUUCAGUUCUGCCCACAAAUUUUCUAUAGGAUUGAGGUCGGGCUGGUGUAACUGAGUCAGGUUUGUAGGCCUCCUUGCUCGCACAGGCUUUUUCAGUUCUGCCCACACAUUUUCUAUAGGAUUGAGGUCAGGGCUUUGUGAUGGCCAAGCUGUUUAAAGGCACAGUCAACUUAGUGUAUGUAAACUUCUGACCCACUGGAAUUGUGAUACAGUGAAUUAUAAGUGAAAUAAUCUGUCUGUAAACAAUUGUUGGGAAAAUUACUUGUGUCAUGCACAAAGUAGAUGUCCUAACCGACUUGCCAAAACUAUAGUUUGUUAACAAGAAAUGUGUGGAGUGGUUGAAUAAUGACUCCAACCUAAGUGUAUGUAAACUUCCGACUUCAACUGUGCAUCAGUCUUGAUAUGAGUUGGCACUUGACAGUUGUGAAGACUGAUAUCUUCAGCUGUGGCAUCUGAGGGCUCAUACAUUUGUUUGUCUGUCUCUCCCUCCCCCUCUCCAGUCGGGGUUCGUGGACGACCCCUUCAGUAGAAAGCAGGACGGCCCAGCUCUGCCGCCCAAGAAGAGCAUUCCACCCAGACCCAAACCACCCAGUGGUGAGUAAGGCCUGAGGGAAAACAGGGAGAAGUGGAGGGAGGGAGUAAGUGGGAGAAUAGAGAGUGAUUGUAGAAGAGAGAGAGCAAGACAAAGAUGAUUGUUGGGCCACAGAGAGACAGAGGGAAAGGGGAAAUUUUUUUAAAUGAGGGGGAGGUAGUGGGUUAACCAAGGACAGGUAAUGCCACCCGCCUAUGUUUCACUAUGAGUAAUACUACUCCUCUCUGUCACGGGCCCUGCACCACUGGGUGAUUCAGCUACCACUCACUGUGCCAUGUCAUCAUAUAGUGUCACCUUCGUUCAUAGACGGGACGGACCAAGGCGCAGCGUGAUAUGCAUACAUGUUUAUUAUAACAAAUAAACACAACGACAAAACAACAAACUAAACAAAACGUGAAGUCCAAGGUAGACACAAACAACAUACCCCACACGGAACAAGAUCCCACAACUUAACGAGUGCCAAUAGGCUGCAUAAGUAUGAUCCCCAAUCAGAGACAACGAGUGACAGCUGCCUCUGAUUGGGAACCACACCGGCCAACAUAGAACUACACAUACUAGAACAUAAACAUAGAUAUACACCACAUAGAAAAUCACACCCUGACUCAACAAAUAAGAGUCCCCUGAGUCAGGGCGUGACAUAUAGAUUAAUUUACUAUUUUACAUUAAUUAAUGUAUCAGCAUUACUCUUCGCAAUAUAGGUCCAUUUCAUCUUACAGAUGUAGGAUUUUAAUUUGAGCCAGUUUGUUACAGCAGGAAAAUAAUCCUGCAGCAACAGACAAUGUGAAUUAUUAUGUGGAUUAUAAUGAAAGGGGAAUGGAAACACUAGGCUUUAGAACACCAGCUAACUGUAACUGUAAAUUGCCAUAUUGGCAUUGUUAGAUCAUCGAUAAGAGAGUUUUGGAAUUCCUGAAUUUACUGAGACCAUAUACAUGUAUGAAAACAUGGUCCAUAUUUUGAAAGCUAAGAAACAGCCCUUUAUGCUAAGCAUAUGUUAGGAACUCAAGACUGUUGGAAAAGCAUUCCUCAUGAAGCUAGUUGAGAGAAUGCCAAGAGUGUGCAAAGCUGUCAUCAAGGCAAAGGGUGGCUACUUUGAAGAAUCUCAAAUAUAAAAUAUAUUUUGAUUUGUUUAACACUUUUUUGGUUACUACAUGAUUCCAUAUGUGUUAUUUCAUAGUUUUGAUGUCUUCACUAUUAUUCUACAAUGUAGAAAAUAGUAAAAUAAAGAAAAACCUUUAAUGAGUAGGUGUGUCCAAACUUUUGACUGGUACUGUAUAUGCACCAAAACAUAUUACAAAUAGCAUUUAGUCUUACAUGUGCUAUGGAAAGACAUGCACAAGUAAUAUAAUAUUAAUAAAACAAUAACUUUAUUGAAAGAAUAAGGUUAGGGGAAUACAUUGUCUCAUUCAAACCUGAAAAAUGUGCAAGUUACAUCAUGCUAUCACAUUCCGCUAGUCCUGUAGCCUAAUACACAAAGAGUCAGUAUGAGAACAAAUUAAAAGCAUGAAAGAAAGGGGAAAUGACCAGAGGAACACUCUGAGCUACUGGGUGAAGACUAAGAGACCCAUUACUAGUAUUUAUGUAUGGAAUGUAGAUCUAUGUAUGUGUCAUGUGAGGGUGUGAUUUCCCCUCAGCCCUGUUUGCAGCCUCAGCAGCAUGUUCUCCAGUCUCUCUAGCCCCUGCCUAUCCUUGCCACCGUGGGGGCAGCUAUUGACUGCCUGGCGCACAGGUGACAUGUCUAUAGUAUCGAUCUCCUAAAAAAAGGUAUGUUAGCUGACAGUCCACCACAGUGUCCUAUAGACAGAGACAGGGACAGAGAGAGGGAAAGUAUUUAAAAUAACAUAGACCUAAUUUAUAGGCCUAUUAGUACAUUACAAUAAUACAUAAUUGACAGUUACCUUCCAGUCAAAAAGCUUGGCUGAGAGGCAGAAGCAUCACGUGGUGGCUCCAACUUCAUCUGGCUCCUCCAUUUCAAUCUCAUCCUCUUUGUCCUCAUCUUCCCCAUGUAGCGAUGAACCUUCAGCACAGAAAAAAGGGAAUCAUUUUUUGUUGUUGUUGUCAUUUAGCAGACGCUCUUAUCCAGAGCGACUUACAGUUAGUGCAUACAUUAUUUUUUAUACCCCCCCGUGGGAAGUGAACCCACAAUCAUGACUGGAAGGGAAUUGUACAAGUUAUCAAUCGGCUUGAAAGGUGACAAAGUUCAAUUUUAUUAUCCAAAGGUUUUCACUCACAUUUGAGAAAACGUAAAAUAACUGAAAUAAUAUUAUAAUGUAUGCCUGUAAGUAGCAAAUAACCAGCUAAACCAGGAUAAUUUACCAAGCUGACUACCAAUCUGAGCUUGCAAAAGUAUAGCUAGCUAGCUAUCAUCAUAAGGGUUAGGCUUCAGGCUUAGGCUACAUUCAUUCUUGCAAUCAUAGCUAUCACAGAUAAAAAUACACAUAAUAUAUCGAAAGAUAUCUAGCUAUGUAGUUACUGUAGCUACCUAGCUAUAUGGGUAUCAUAGCUACAUUUUACUGGUAAAAUAGCAAUCCUGCAGCAGCCCUCUCUUCUGGCUGGCUGGCUGGCUAGCUAAAUCUAAUCACUUUGUUUGUUUUAGCUAGGUCUAGCUCAUGCCUAACGACAAAUGCUCUUCUAUUUUAUUUUGUACAGUCAUCAAUGAAAACAUUUACAUCAAAAUGACAAGACGAGAAGAGCUAAAUCAAGUAGGCUAGCUAGCUACCUUGCCUCGUUUUGGCUGAUUGUCUACUGGGCUUGUUAUCAAAAUGUCAUUUCACAGACAGACUCAUCUUAUCAAUCAGAAAAAAUACUCUAAAAAGUACAUAUUGUAAUUACCAACAUAAAAUUGAAUUGUAUACAGUCUCUUACCGUAAUUAAUAUUGUUGUCCUGAUCUCAGUGACAGAGCUGUCAAAGUUGUAAGAAACCAUUCAGGUCCACUAGAGGCGAGGCGCCUCCCGGUGGCAGCAUUCACUUUCAGUCUCCAUGCCAAAACACAAUUUGUUCACUUCUACCAAUGACGCAUUGGCGUCAGUCAUUACUAUGGCAAUUCAAGAUGGCGCUACCCAUACUUCUAAUAAACGUUGUUCAAGAUCAAAAUACUUUAAAAUAGAGAUAUUUCUAUGUUACAAGCAUGUUUGGUAUUAGUGGAUUGAAUACAUCGCUUUGUUCCGCUUAACUUCCUGAAGUGUUUCCAUUCCCCUUUAAUUGACAUUUCUGUAGGGGUUGAUACAUUUUUCAUUAGGGAAAAUCAAGUCGGACAUUUCUAAGUGGAAAUUACAAACUUUAGAAGCCUUUUUAUAACUCAAAUAUACUACAAGUUUGCAUUUCCUGUUGUGCAGGAACAUUCUCAGCAACAAAAGAGUGACCAAAUGAUGAUCCUACUUCUGUAGUUCUGUGUUAUAGAAUUGUAAUUGUUUACUAUCCCUUUGUCUUUUCCCCUCUUAUGGUCUUUGUCACCUCACUGUAAGUGUUCCCCUCUUUUGUUUUGUUCUUCUAGUGAAACACACAGAAGAACGUUGUGAGUAUGGAUGGCAUGGCUUAUCAUGACAUACAGUGCAUUCGGAAAGUAUUCAGGCCCCUUGACUUUUUCCACAUUUUGUUUCGUUACAGCCUUAUUCUAAAACGGAUUAAAUAGUUCCCCCCCCCCUCAUUAAUCUACACACAAUACCCCAUAAUGACAAUGCAAAAACAGGUUUUUAGAAUUUUUGGCAAACAGUAAAAAAAAAAAAAAAAAUUAAAUAUCACAUUUACAUAAGUAUUCAGACCCUUUAUGCUGUACGUUGUUGAAGCACCUUUGGCAGCGAUUACAGCCUCAAGUCUUCUUGGGUAUGACGCUACAAUAUUGGCACACCUGUAUUUGGGGAGUUUCUCCCAUUCUUCUCUGUAGAUCCUCUCAAGCUCUGUCAGGUUGGAUGGGGAGCGUCGCUGCACAGCUAUUUUCAGGUCUCUCCAGAGAUGUUCGAUCGGGUUCAAGUCUGGGCUCUGGCUGGGCCACUCAAGGACAUUCAGAGACAUGUCCCAAAGCCACUCCUGCGUUGUCUUGGCUGUGUGCUUAGGGUCGUUGUCCUGUUGGAAGGUGAACCUUUGCUCUGGAGCACGUUUUCAUCAAGGAUAUCUCUGUACUUUCACUCUCAUCUUUCCCUCAAUCCUGACUAUUCUCCCAGUCCCUGCCGUUGAAAAACAUCCCCACAGCAUGAUGCUGCUAACACCAUGCUUCACCGUUGGGAUGGUGCCAGGUUUCCUCCAGACGUGACACUUGGCUUUCAGGCCAAAGAGUUCAAUCUUGGUUUCAUCAGACCAGAGAAUCUUGUUUCUCAUGGUCUCAGAGUCCUUUAGGUGCUUUUUGGCAAACUCCAAGCGGGCUGUCAUGUGCCUUUUACUGAAAAGUUGCUUCCGUCUGGCCACUCUACCAUAAAGGCUUGAUUGGUGGAGUGCUGCAGAGAUGGUUGUCCUUCUGGAAGGAACUCUGGAGCUCUGUCAGAGUGACCAUCAGGUUCUUAGUCACCUCCCUGACCAAGGCCCUUCUCCCCCGAUUGCUCAGUUUAGCCGGGCGGCCAGCUCUAGGAAGAGUCUUGGUGGUUCCAAACUUCUUCCAUUUAAGAAUGAUGGAGGCCACUGUGUUCUUGCGGACCUUCAAUGCUGCAGAAUUUUUUUGGUACCCUUCCCCAGAUCUGUGCCUCGACACAAUCCUGUCUCUGAGCUCUACGGACCUCAUAUUCCUUUGACCUCAUGGCUUGGUUUUUGCUCUGACAUGCACUGUCAACUGUGGGACCUCAUAUAGACAGGUGUGUGCCUUUCCAAAUCAUGUCCAAUCAAUUGAAUUUACCACAGGUGGACUCCAAUCAAGUUGUAGAAACAUCUCAAGGAUGAUUAAUGGAAACAGGAUGCACCUGAGCUGAAUUUCGAGUCUCAUAGCAAAGGGUCUGAAUACUUAUGUAAAUAAGGUAUUUCUGUUUUUUUAUUUGUAAUACAUUUACAAACAUUUCUGUUUUCACUUUAUCAUUAUGGGGUGUUGUGUGUAGAUUGAUGAAGAAAACUUUUUAUUUAAUCCAUUUUAAAAUAAGGCUUUAACAUAACAAAAUGUAGAAAAAGGGAAGGGGUCUGAAUACUUUCCGAAUGCACUGUAUCUUCUGACUGUUAGAACAUAGUUCACUAGAAGCUGUUGUAAGGGACCUGUAUAGUCUUUGAAGCCUAAACUCAGCUGGUGUUGCCUUCUUACCUCUGCAUGAUAAAAGUAGAAUAUGCUAGUCAUAGAUCAAACAGCAAUUCUCACUGCAGCUCAGAAACAUUGUUUUUGACUGGCAUGAAAACCCCUUUUCUUUCCACCCUGAGCUCUACUUGGUUGUAAACAGGAAAGGCACUUCAUGGGUACAGAUACGUUCAUCAUCUCUGCCAAACAAGUGUCCUUUUCAUUCUCCUUUCGAAGAUUGAAUAAACAGAACAGGUUUGCAGUUGCCUAUGCAGUAACUCUGCUCAACUUAGAAGCAACACAAUGUGCUUUUUAGCCAUGAAGUUAGUUAGUGAAAGUCUUAUUUCACCAUUUAAACCUCACAAAGGAAGUUGAAUUGGCCACGAUAUUAAGAUUUCACCACAUAUUAGUAUUAAAGGGGCCCCACUUUAUCGUAAAACCAUGUAUGCAAUAUGCAGUGUAAUUUCACUGUAGCCUAGGUACACUGUACACAUUAUUAUAUAGCAGAUGCAACUUUUAUGCAUGUGUGUGGUUUGUGUGCUUAGUUACUUUUCCAUUAGAUUUAGAAAAAAAUAAUGAAUUGUAGCUAAACAUCCCCUAUCUGUAAAAUCCUUGCUUGAGAUUAGUGUUAGAUGACUGGAACUGGAUGACUAUUAGACUAUUGCUUGAGAGAUCAACCCUGAUGCCAGGCUGCAGUGAGAACACAGAACAACAGUUCUCACAGGAAUACACAGAUGAUCUGUGGUUGGCCAUGCUGACACCAGAUCACCCAAUGUUCUCAACUCCACCCUUCCCCACUUCCUCUGUUUCCACUGUGUGUGUGUACACACUCGGGUGAGCAGUGUAGCUUCUCUGGCGACCUCUUGCCCAACUCUGGUCACACUCUGUGCCCUGCCCAAUGCCAUAUCUAAACCUCUUUCACACCUGGGUUUAUGUAUCCAAAUUAGGGUAGAGCAGAAUUUGCAACAAGUGAAAGGUCACGACAUAGAGUGAUAGUUUGAUGUAGAUAUCUCUUAUUUUUCUACAGUCAAUCAUGAAUAGGACAUAUGAUAUAUGUUAUGAGAAUAAUGUCAGAACCUUUGUUUGUGGGGCUCUGAGGUGUGCCUUGUGCAUGACAUUGAUAGACGGCAUUGAUAAUGUGCUGGUAUUUUGGAGCAGGGUGGAGCUGACGGUUUGUGGUGAAGAGUAUGUGCCAUUUACUGAAAGAGAGAAACUGAUUGCCUAGCUGUUCAGUGACUGUGAACUACUAACCUUGGCAGGCCUGGUAUAAAUAACAGCUCGAUUGACAACGUGGUUAACACCUUCAGAAGCAACAACAACCAGCACUACAUUCCCACGGCUUAGAAACAUCUCUACCAUGUUAACAUGGGCUUAAUUUAGAGUCGUUUCAGUUCAGUUAAAUUAUUUACAUAUUUAACCUAUGUGGAAAUGAAGAUGGCGAAUACAAUGAGUUGGCAUAACUAAGGCCAGAAGUUUUUCCUGACAUAACCAGGUAUAACUCUGGGCCCUAGUUAGUUGUUCUUGGUAAGGUCAUGUGGUCAUUAACAACUCCUGGCCCUAGGCAUGUAGCAUCUAGGCCUCACAAAAACUCUAAAAUCACCCACUGAGGAGAGAUCUGAUGAACUUGUGAACUGAAACUUGUGUUGGUUAUGUGGGCAUAAACUCUACCCAUCUGCUCACCAUAAAACCCAGCAUAAAAGAGAAAAUGACUCUCGCCAUGUACAGUGGGGAAAAAAAGUAUUCAGUCAGCCACCGAUUGUGCAAGUUCUCCCACUUAAAAAGAUGAGAGAGGCCUGUAAUUUUCAUCAUAGGUACACGUCAACUAUGACAGACAAAAUGAGAGAGAAAAAAUCCAGAAAAUCACAUUGUAGGAUUUUUUAUGAAUUUAUUUGCAAAUUAUGGUGGAAAAUAAGUAUUUGGUCAAUAACAAAAGUUUCUCAAUACUUUGUUAUAUACCCUUUGUUGGCAAUGACACAGGUCAAACGUUUUCUGUAAGUCUUCACAAGGUUUUCACACACUGUUGCUGGUAUUUUGGCCCAUUCCUCCAUGCAGAUCUCCUCUAGAGCAGUGAUGUUUUGGGGCUGUCGCUGGGCAACACGGACUUUCAAUUCCCUCCAAAGAUUUUCUAUGGGGUUGAGAUCUGGAGACUGGCUAGGCCACUCCAGGACCUUGAAAUGCUUCUUACGAAGCCACUCCUUCGUUGCCCGGGCGGUGUGUUUGGGAUCAUUGUCAUGCUGAAAGACCCAGCCACGUUUCAUCUUCAAUGCCCUUGCUGAUGGAAGGAGGUUUUCACUCAAAAUCUCACGAUACAUGGCCCCAUUCAUUCUUUCCUUUACACGGAUCAGUCGUCCUGGUCCCUUUGCAGAAAAACAGCCCCAAAGCAUGAUGUUUCCACCCCCAUGCUUCACAGUAGGUAUGGUGUUCUUUGGAUGCAACUCAGCAUUCUUUGUCCUCCAAACACGGCGAGUUGAGUUUUUACCAAAAAGUUCUAUUUUGGUUUCAUCUGACCAUAUGACAUUCUCCCAAUCCUCUUCUGGAUCAUCCAAAUGCACUCUAGCAAACUUCAGACGGGCCUGGACAUGUACUGGCUUAAGCAGGGGGACACGUCUGGCACUGCAGGAUUUGAGUCCCUGGCGGCGUAGUGUGUUACUGAUGGUAGGCUUUGUCACUUUGGUCCCAGCUCUCUGCAGGUCAUUCACUAGGUCCCCCCGUGUGGUUCUGGGAUUUUUGCUCACCGUUCUUGUGAUCAUUUUGACCCCACAGGGUGAGAUCUUGCGUGGAGCCCCAGAUCGAGGGAGAUUAUCAGUGGUCUUGUAUGUCUUCCAUUUCCUAAUAAUUGCUCCCACAGUUGAUUUCUUCAAACCAAGCUGCUUACCUAUUGCAGAUUCAGUCUUCCCAGCCUGGUGCAGGUCUACAAUUUUGUUUCUGGUGUCCUUUGACAGCUCUUUGGUCUUGGCCAUAGUGGAGUUUGGAGUGUGACUGUUUGAGGUUGUGGACAGGUGUCUUUUAUACCGAUAACAAGUUCAAACAGGUGCCAUUAAUACAGGUAACGAGUGAAGGACAGAGGAGCCUCUUAAAGAAGAAGUUACAGGUCUGUGAGAGCCAGAAAUCUUGCUUGUUUGUAGGUGACCAAAUACUUAUUUUCCACCAUAAUUUGCAAAUAAAUUCAUAAAAAAUCCUACAAUUUGAUUAUCUGGAUUUUCUUUCUCAAUUUGUCUGUCAUAGUUGACGUGUACCUAUGAUGAAAAUUACAGGCCUCUCUCAUCUUUUUAAGUGGGAGAACUUGCACAAUUGGUGGCUGACUAAAUACUUUUUUUCCCCACUGUAUUUUGAUACUGGUUAAUGCAUGUAAUUUAAUGUGUGUUUAAUUCAUACCAUGCUGGCAUGUUGUUUCAGUACAAUUUAGUAUCUCUGCAUUGUUUGUGUGCUCUCUAUUUUGUUUAUGUUGAGCUGCUUGUGGUUUUGGUGCACCACGAGUGUAGCUGAAACUGCUGUGGUUUUCAAAGCUUUUCAUGAUAGAACUCUCUCGUGAGGCGAGAAGUGGAGUUGGGGGGUGGGGUCAGCGUUUGGGGGGGUGGGAAGGCUGUAGCGAGCAGACAUUGAUAAGGAAAAACAUCUCAUUUCCAUGGUAAAAGUGAUCAAACCAUCACCUAAUACUUGUAGUUGUCUUCGUAACCACACAUUUAAUAUUUGAGACAUCAGUGUAACAUGUUAAUAGUUCACAUGGAAGUACCCCAUAUCUCUGCUGUGGUCUCUUCUAUAGGGGAAAUGACUGUGUCCUUAUUGUCUCAAUAUCCUCAGGUAAAAGCACCCCCGUCAACAUGCCUGGAGGAGCAGGCGACUCGGCCAAGCCCUGCGACCCCUUCCAGCCGUUCGGCAGUGACGCCAUCGACCCCUUUCAGAGUAAAAAGGGGGUUGGAGACCCCUUUAGUGGCAAAGAACCUUUUGCUCCAUCUUCCUCAAGUAAAGCCUCUAAAGACUCUUCCUUGGGUUUUGCAGACUUCAGUUCUGUAAGUUGAGCUCAGUGAUACUCUCUCUCUCUGUCCAGACCAGUCUUUAUAUACCUAGCCACUACCGCUCUGCUUUAGUUCCCAUAACGUUAACUGAAGGAUCUAGAGCGGAGCUAACCACAAGGCCCAGGAUGUUUAUCUACACCUUUCUGCAUCCUGGCCUCCCUUCACUGUGCAGACAUCUCUCUUAGUCAAUAACCUACCAUCACUCCACACAAAGACCAGAGCCAGGCAUCUUCCUACUCAGACCCAUGGCAAAUUAACCACCAUGUAGGCUAACUGUUGGCUAUGGCAUAAUCACUAGCAAUAACUACUGUUUAAGAUCACUGAUAAUCUGAUUAUCACUUUAAUCGUGUGAUCCAACCCUACCUCAUAUCUAAGAUGAUGACUCUGAACUCCCACACAUUUUUGCCAUCUAGCUGUUUUCUGUUGAGUGUAAGCCUGUCUAAGGUUCCACAAGACUCACUUAUCUAUACUGUGUUAUGAUUUUGGGUAGGGGGGGGUGGGUUUCUCAACCCUUGCGUUGUAGUUGGUUGCGCACCACCUACAAUGCAUUUGGUAUUGUGCAGUAAAGCGCAGAGCUGCAUUGCAGAAGUGGUCCCCAGCACUCGUGCAGGAAAGGGUGUCAGCCCUUUUUGUGGUUUGAUGUGUACGCCGCGAUUGGAACAUAAAUGUGCCAUUUGGUUUGUUGCUGGGUAGAAUGCUAGAGGCUCCCCAAAACAAGCACAAUUGAAAAGUAUUAUUUCCACCGCCUCUCUAGCAGUCCAAUAAGUGGAUUCUGGCAGUGUGAAGUAUAAUUCAACUAGCCAGUUGGUGCUUUAAGGUCAGUGUUCAAUAAUCCAGCCAGUUUGGUGCUAUGGCCUGGGCUGUCUGUCUAAACCAACCAAUGGGUGUCUCACACAGUGUAGCCAUAAUCCAGUAUGUAUUUAGGAUCCUCAUAUCUGAAUAUUGACCUUUUCCUCCCGGCAUCAGCAGUCAGUUAGUCAGCCAGUCACACAGUAAGGCAGCCAGCCACUCAGCCAGUCAUUCAGUCGGUGCGUACCCUAGGCCAGGCUAGGCCAGAAAGGGGAGCCCAUCCGGUGUGGUUUAGUGACUGACAGCUCCAAGCCACUGGUCUGGCUGUGGGAUCUGUUGACACGGGAAGCAGUAGUAUCACUACUCAGCUCUCAGUCCUGAGUUCUUACCCCUCAGUUCUAUGGUGUGUGUCAGUCAUGUGUGUCCUACUAGUGUGUUUAGAUGCAGUAUUAGUGUCUAUCAUGGUUUUGUAUUUUCUUUAGGCUUAGUUUGCUCAAUCUGGUUAGUUUUGGUCUGCUGCAUGACAUUGGUAGCAUAGAUCCUGCUUUACUAUCUCUGACUUGUACCAAACUACUCCCAAAGUUGUCAAAACUAUUUUAACAGAAUCAACUGCCCGUAUUGUAUUGAAACUAAAGAGGCAUGGUGUUCCACAUUGAAGAUAUUAUCUAGAAAAAUACCAUAUGAACUUGGCCCCUGAAUUGAAUUAUAAAUAUUUCAAGGAAACAAAUGUAAUUUAGCUAUUAAAUGCCUCAAUGGACUCUGUUCCAUAUUUAUUUUGGUCAGCAUGAUUCCAAGAAUUGAAUGGCCUCACUUGACCCUGACAUUUGAAUCAGAUCUAAGGAUGGUAAAGCAGUAUGUUAGAAUGUGUGUGCGUUUUGAUAUGUAUGGGAGAAGUUCCUAGUUUUACUUUGCUGUGAUUGUUACUUAGGCUAGAUCUCAUACUAUCACUUUAACAGAGAAUGAAAUACGUAUUUUUUGUCCUUUCCAUUUUCUCUCUGCAUGUCGUCUUUGCAUGUUGUUCAAAUAUGCUUUUAGUUGCUCAUUCAUUUUCAUUUGGAAACUAACUGAAAAGGUCCUCCAUGUGGCCUUCUCAUAGUUAGUUGUAUCUUGUGGUGACGGUGUUUCGUAGUGUGCUCGGUGUAAAAUGUAUGGUGUGAUACACGAUUAGUGAAUUAUUUCUUUGGUGUUUUGUCAUUCAUUUUUCUCUCGCAGGACCAGAAAAAGUUAAGGUAAGAAUGUUUAACAAUGCCGUCAAAUUGAAAAGUGCUUCGUUUUGUGUUUUUCUCACGUACUGUAGGUUCUGAGCACAACCGCUCAGGUUUAACAAUAAGAAGCACCUUUCCUCUGACAGCAGAACACACUUAAAUUGAAUAUUAAAGUACGGAUAGGGAUAGGUCAGCUACAGUUGAAGUCGGAAGUUUACAUACACUUAGGAUGGAGUCAUUAAAACCCGUUUUUCAACCACUCCACAAAUUUCUUGUUAACGAACUAUAGUUUUGGGAAGUCGGUUAGGACAUCUACUUUGUGCAUGACACAAGUAAUUUUUCCAACAAUUGUUUACAGACAGAUUAUUUCACUUAUAAUUCACUGUAUCACAAUUCCAGUGGGUCAGAAGUUUACAUACACUAAGUUGACUGUGCCUUUAAACAGCUUGGACAAUUCCAGAAAAUGAUGUCAUGGUUUUAGAAGCUUCUGAUAGGCUAAUUGACAUAAUUUGAGUCGAUUUGAGGUGUACCUGUGGAUGUACAGUCGUGGUCAAAAGUUUUGAGAAUGACACAAGUAUUGGUCCUCACAAAGUUUGCUGCUUCAGUGUAUUUAGAUAUUUUUGUCAGAUGUUACUAUGGUAUACUGAAGUAUAAUUACAAGCAUUCCAUAAGUGACAAAGGCUUUUAUUGACAAUUACAUUAAGUUUAUGCAAUGAGUCAAUAUUUGCAGCGUUGACCCUUCUUUUUCAAGACCUCUGCAAUCCGCCCUGGCAUGCUGUCAAUUAACUUCUGGGCCACAUCCUGACUGAUGGCAGCCCAUUCUUGCAUAAUCAAUGCUUGGAGUUUGUCAGAAUUUGUGGGUUUUUAUUUGUCCACCCGCCUCUUGAGGAUUGACCACAAGCUCUCAAUGGGAUUAAGGUCUGGGGAGUUUCCUGGCCAUGGACCCAAAAUGUCGAUGUUUUGUUCCCCAAGCCACUUAGUUAUCACUUGCCUUAUGGCAAGGUGCUCCAUCAUGCUGGAAAAGGCAUUGUUCGUCACCAAACUGUUCUUGGAUGGUUGGGAGAAGUUGCUCUCGGAGGAUGUGUUGGUACCAUUCUUCAUUCAUGGCUGUGUUCUUUGGCAAAAUUGUGAGUGAGCCCACUCCCUUGGCUGAGAAGCAACCCCACACAUGAAUGGUCUCAGGAUGCUUUACUGUUGGCAUGACACAGGACUGAUGGGAGCGCUCACCUUGUCUUCUCCGGACAAGCUUUUUUCCAGAUGCCCCAAACAAUCGGAAAGGGGAUUCAUCAGAGAAAAUGACUUUACCCCAGUCCUCAGCAGUCCAAUCCCUGUACCUUUUGCAGAAUAUCAGUCUGUCCCUGAUGUUUUUCCUGGAGAGAAGUGGCUUCCUCGCUGCCCUUCUUGACACCAGGCCAUCCUACAAAAGUCUUCGCCUCACUGUGCGUGCAGAUGCACUCACACCUGCCUGCUGCCAUUCCUGAGCAAGCUCUGCACUGGUGGUGCCCCGAUCCCGCAGCUGAAUCAACUUUAGGAGACGGUCCUGGUGCUUGCUGGACUUUCUUGGGCACCCUGAAGCCUUCUUCAGAACAAUUGAACCUCUCUCCUUGAAGUUCUUGAUGAUCCGAUAAAUGGUUGAUUUAGGUGCAAUCUUACUAGCAGCAAUAUCCUUGCCUGUGAAGCCCUUUUUGUGCAAAGCAAUGAUGACGGCACGUGUUUCCUUGUAGGUAACCAUGGUUAAAAGAGGAAGAACAAUGAUUUCAAGCACCACCCUCCUUUCAAAAGCUUCCAGUCUGUUAUUCUAACUCAAUCAGCAUGACAGAGUGAUCUCCAGCCUUGUCUUCGUCAACACUCUCACCUGUGUUAACGAGAGAAUCACUGACAUGAUGUCAGCUGGUCCUUUUGUGGCAGGGCUGAAAUGCAGUGGAAAUGUUUUUUUGGGAUUAAGUUCAUUUUCACGGCAAAGAGGGACUUUGCAAUUAAUUGCAAUUCAUCUGAUCACUCUUCAUAACAUUUUGGAGUAUAUGCAAAUUGCCAUCAUUAAAACUGAGGCAGCAGACUUUGUGAAAAUGUAUAUUUGUGUCAUUCUCAAAACUUUAGACCACGACUGUAUUUCAAGGCCUACCUUCAAACUCAGUGCAUCUUUGCUUGACAUCAUGGGAAAAUCAAAAGAAAUCAGCCAAGACCUCAGAAAAAGAAUUGUAGACCUCCACAAGUCUGGUUCAUCCUUGGGAGCAAUUUCCAAACGCCUGAAGGUACCACAUUCAUCUGUACAAACAAUAGUACGCAAGUGUAAACACCAUGGGAUCACGCAGCCGUCAUACCGCUCAGGAAGGAGACGCGUUCUGUCUCCUAGAGAUGAACGUACUUUGGUGUGAAAAGUGCAAAUCAAUCCCAGAACAACAGCAAAGGACCUCGUGAAGAUGCUGGAAGAAAAAGGUACAAAAGUAUCUAUAUCCACAGUAAAACGAGUCCUAUAUCGACAUAACCUGAAAGGCCGCUCAGCAAGGAAGAAGCCACUGCUCCAAAACCGCCAUAAAAAAGCCAGACUGCGGUUUGCAACUGCACAUGGGGACAAAGAUCGUACUUUUUGGAGAAAUGUCCUCUGGUCUGAUGAAACAAAAAUAGAACUGUUUGGCCAUAAUGACCAUUGUUAUGUUUGGAGGUAAAAGGGGGUCCUUGCAAGCAGAAGAACACCAUCCCAACCGUGAAGCACGGGGGUUGCAGCAUCAUGCUGUGGGGGUGCUUUGCUGCAGGAGGGACUGGUGCACUUCACAAAAUAGAUGGCAUCAUGAGGAAGAAAAAUGAUGUGGAUAUAUUGAAGCAACAUCUCAAGAUAUCAGUCAGGAAGUUAAAGCUUGGUCGCAAAUGGGUCUUCCAAAUGGACAAUGACCCCAAGCAUACUUCCAAAGUUGUGGCAAAAUGGCUUAAGGACAACAAAGUCAAGGUAUUGGCGUGGCCAUCACAAAGCCCUGACCUCAAUCCUAUGGAAAAUGUGUGGGCAGAACUGAAAAAGCGUGUGCGAGCAAGGAGGCCUACAAACCUGACUCAGUUACACUAGCUCUGUCAGGAGGAAUGGGCCAAAAUUCACCCAACUUAUUGUGGGAAGCUUGUGGAAGGCUACCCGAAACGUUUGACCCAAGUUAAACAAUUUAAAGGCAAUGCUACCAAAUACUAAUUGAGUGUAACUUCUGAUGAAAGAAAUAAAAGCUGAAAUAAAUCAUUCUCUCUACUAUUAUUCUGACAUUUCACAUUCUUAAAAUAAAGUGGUGAUCCUAACUGACCUAAAACAGGGAAUUUUUACUAGGAUUAAAUGUCAGGAAUUGUGAAAAACUGAAUUUAAAUGUAUUUGGCUAAGGUGUAUGUAAACUUCCGACUUCAACUGUAGAAUGUGUGUGUAGUGUGUAUAUUUUGUGUGUGUGCGGAUGCUUUUGUGUGCAUGCUGAUGUGUGAUGUGUGUGUUAAUAUGUGUGGGUACAUUACAGUGAGGGAAAAAAGUAUUUGAUACCCUGCUGAUUUUGUACGUUUGCCCACUGACAAAGAAAUUAUCAGUCUAUAAUUUUAAAGGUAGGUUUAUUUGAACAGUGAGAGACAGAAUAACAACAAAAUAAUCCAGAAAAAGCUGCCUAUGACCCCAAGAACACCAUCCCCACCGUCAAACAUGGAGGUGGAAACAUUAUGCUUUGGGGGUGUUUUUCUGCUAAGUGGACAGGACAACUUCACUGCAUCAAAGGGAUGAUGGACGGGGCCAUGUACUGUCAAAUCUUGGGUGAGAACCUCCUUCCCUCAGCCAGGGCAUUGAAAAUGGGUCUUGGAUGGGUAUUCCAGCAUGACAAUGACCCAAACCACACGGCCAAGGCAACAAAGGAGUGGCUCAAGAAGAAGCACAUUAAGGUCCUGGAGUGGCCUAGCCAGUCUCCAGACCUUAAUCCCAUAGAAAAUCUGUGGAGGGAGCUGAAGGUUCGAGCUGCCAAACGUCAGCCUCGAAACCUUAAUGACUUGGAGAAGCUCUGCAAAGAGGAGUGGAACAAAAUCCCUCCUGAGAUGUGUGCAAACCUGGUGGCCAACUACAAGAAACGUCUGACCUCUGUGAUUGCCAACAAGGGUUUUGCCACCAAGUACUAAGUCAUGUUUUGCAGAGGGGUCAAAUACUUAUUUCCCUCAUUAAAAUGCAAAUCAAUUCAUAACAAUUUUGAAAUGAGUUUUUUCUGGAUUACUUUGUUGUUAUUCUGUCUCUCACUGUUCAAAUAAACCUACCAUUAAAAUUAUAGACUGAUCAUGUCUUUGUCAGUGGGCAAACGUACAAAAUCAUCAGGGGAUCAAAUACUUUUUUCCCUCACUGUAUAUAGUUAUAAUACAAAACUACAGUCAUAUACAGUGGCUUGCGAAUAUUCACCCCCAUUGGCAUUUUUCCUAUUUUGUUGCCUUACAACCUGGAAUUAAAAUGGAUUUUUGGGGGGUUUGUAUCAUUUGAUUUACACAACAUGCCUACCACUUUGAAGAUGCAAAAUAUUUUUGAUUGUGAAACAAACAAGAAAUAAGACAAAAAAACUGAAAACUUGAGCGUGCAUAACUAUUCACCCCCCCAAAGUCAAUACUUUGUAGAGCCACCGUUUGCAGCAAUUACAGCUGCAAGUCUCUUGGGGUAUGUCUCUAUAAGCUUGGCACAUCUAUCCACUGGGAGUUUUGCCCAUUCUUCAAGGUAAAACUGCUCCAGUUCCUUCAAGUUGGAUGGGUUCCGCUGGUGUACAGCAAUCUUUAAGUCAUACCACAGAUUCUCAAUUGGAUUGAGGUCUCGGCUUUGACUAGGCUAUUCCAAGACAUUUAAAUGUUUUCCCUUAAACCACUUGUUUGUUGCUUUAGCAGUAUGCUUAGGGUCAUUGUCCUGCUGGAAGGUGAACCUCCGUCCCAGUCUUAAAUCUCUGGAAGACUGAAACAGGUUUCCCUCAAGAAUUUCCCUGUAUUUAGCGCCAUCCAUCAUUCCUUCAAUUCUGACCAGUUUCCCAGUCCCUGCCGAUGAAAACCAUCCCCACAGCAUGAUGCUGCCACCACCAUGCUUCACUGUGGGGAUGGUGUUCUCGGGGUGAUGAGAGGUGUUGGGUUUGCGCCAGACGUAGCGUUUACCUUGAUGGCCAAAAAGCUCAAUUUUAGUCUCAUCUGACCAGAGUACCUUCUUCCAUAUGUUUGGGGAGUCUCCCACAUGGCUUUUGGCGAACACCAAACGUGUUUGCUUAUUUUUUUCUUUAAGCAAUGGCUUUUUUCUGGCCAGUCUUCCGUAAAGCUCUGUGGCGUGUACGGCUUAAAGUGGUCCUAUGGACAGAUACUCCAAUCUCCGCUGUGGAGCUUUGCAGCUCCUUCAGGGUUAUCUUUGGUCUCUUUGUUUCCUCUCUGAUUAAUGCCCUCCUUGCCUGGUCCGUGAGUUUUGGCAGGUUUGUUGUGGUGCCAUAUUCUUUCCAUUUUUUAUAAUGCAUUUAAAGGUGCUCCGUGGGAUGUUCAAAGUUUCGGAUAUUUUUUUAUAACCCAACCCUGAUCUGUACUUCUCCACAACUUUGUCCCUGACCUGUUUGGAGAGCUCCUUGGUCUUCAUGGUGCCGCUUGCUUGGUGGUGCCCCUUGCUUAGUGGUGUUGCAGACUUUGGGGCCUUUCAGGACAGGUGGAUAUAUACUGAGAUCAUGUGACAGAUCAUGUGACACUUAGAUUGCACACAGGUGGACUUUAUUUAACUAAUUAUGUGACUUCUGAAGGUAAUUGGUUGCACCAGAUCUUAUUUAGGGGCUUCAUAGCAAAGGGGGUGAAUACAUAUGCACGCACCACUUUUCCGUUAUUUAUGUUUUAGAAUUUUUUUUACUUCACCAAUUUGGACUAUUUUGUGUAUGUCCAUUACAUGAAAUCCAAAUAAAAAUCAAUUUAAAUUACCGGUUAUAAUGCUACAAAAUAGGAAAAACGCCAAGGGGGAUGAAUACUUUUGCAAGGCACUGUAUAUCCUCUUACGGUAGCCAGGCAGAAAUGGAAGUUUACCCUUAAUAUACAGUAUAAGGUUCACUAAAAUCAAAUAAUCUGGCAAAACACCUCCUAAUGUGUGUUUUGUGCAUGGUGUUAGGGAUGAAUCCUUUGUUAAAUGCCUCUCUCCUCUUCUCUCUGUAGUUUGGAAAUGAGGCCCAGCAACUGGAGUGGGCGAAGCGAGAGAGUGAGCGAGCGGAGCGGGAGCGGCUGAAGAGACUCCGGCAGCAGGAGCAGGAGGACUUAGAGCUGGCCAUCGCUCUCAGCAAGGCUGAGAUGUCCCACGGGUGA